Molecule: messenger RNA, 1533 nt
Organism: Sesamum indicum (sesame)
Lineage: Eukaryota; Viridiplantae; Streptophyta; Magnoliopsida; Lamiales; Pedaliaceae
Product: mitochondrial dicarboxylate/tricarboxylate transporter DTC
Source: RefSeq, a predicted model, not a curated record
CUACGCCAAAAUUGAAUCUUGAAGCAACGAAAAGAAUAGAAUAGGGCGAGAGGGUGGAGAGUGGAGACUGGAGACUGGAGAGGAUCCCAUCAGGAAACCUAAUUCAUUUGAUUUCAUUUAAGAGGGUUUAAUUUAUUUUAUAUUUUAUGCUAUUGCUGCUCUUUGCUUGGUGCUGGCUGCUAUCUGCUAUCUGCUGUAUGUGUAUGCCACCAUUAGUAUUUAAGCCCUCGUCCUCGUCCUUUCCACCCCCCAACACUAACGUGAAAGUGACUCUCUCUCUCCCCUUUGCUUUGCAAUUUGCAUAACCCAAAACGAUACUACAAUGGGAGAGCCGAAACCCAAAUCAACUGGAGUUUGGCCUACCGUCAAGCCCUUCGUUAAUGGCGGUGCCUCUGGUAUGCUUGCCACCUGUGUUAUUCAGCCUAUCGACAUGAUCAAGGUGAGAAUACAACUGGGCCAGGGUUCAGCUGCCGAGGUGACCAAGAACAUGCUUAAAAAUGAGGGUUUUGGUGCUUUUUACAAGGGUUUGUCUGCUGGGCUUCUUAGACAAGCUACAUAUACAACUGCUCGGCUUGGAUCAUUUAAGAUUUUGACGAACAAAGCAGUAGAGGCCAAUGAUGGGAAACCAUUGCCACUUUAUCAGAAGGCUCUGUGUGGAUUGACUGCAGGAGCAAUUGGAGCAUCUGUAGGCAGUCCUGCCGAUUUGGCUCUAAUUCGUAUGCAGGCUGAUGCCACAUUGCCUGCUGCCCAGAGGCGGAACUACACUAAUGCAUUUCAUGCCCUAUCCCGAAUUGUUGCUGAUGAAGGAGUUCUAGCACUCUGGAAAGGUGCUGGCCCAACCGUGGUGAGGGCUAUGGCACUUAACAUGGGUAUGCUUGCUUCUUAUGACCAAAGUGUGGAGUUCUUCAAGGACUCACUUGGUUUUGGCGAGGCUUCCACAGUGCUGGGGGCCAGUACUGUAUCAGGUUUUUUUGCUGCAGCCUGCAGUUUGCCAUUUGAUUAUGUGAAAACCCAAAUACAAAAAAUGCAGCCCGAUGCUCAGGGGAAAUAUCCAUACAGUGGUUCUCUAGAUUGUGCUAUGAAAACGCUCAAGGCUGGUGGACCCUUCAAGUUCUAUACUGGAUUUCCAGUAUAUUGCGUUAGAAUUGCCCCUCAUGUCAUGAUGACCUGGAUAUUCCUGAACCAGAUCCAGAAAUUGGAGAAGUCUGUGGGAUUGUAAUUCUAAGUCUAAGUGGAGACCGGACAGCUUCCAAUCAAAAGAAUGAUUUCGCAUGUCAAUUUUUGUGUUUUUGGUUAUUCACACCCUUGAAGUUGAGGGUAAUUUUACAGCAAUCAACAUUACAUUUUGUAUUGAAAUUGACAUAUUAGGAUAGAAGUCUCUCAAGUUACUUUAUGGACGAUUGCCCAUUUUGAAAUCCAGGAAAAUUGUUUUAGGGAAACAAUAAAUGUAGUGUGAACUGCUGAUCUGAGAAGGGUCGGAACAUGAUCCGCACUGGAAUUUACAGCUUUCUUGAGCUGAUUUUGGUUGCCUUA